UGGACAACCCAGUUAGAAGAAUAUUGUCAAAACUUCAUUGCUUUAAUAUUUCACACUUUAAUAAAAGACAACAUAGUUAAAAUUAGGAAUCAGAAAGUGCAAAAGCAGAAGGGCUACAAUGACUGUGCACUCUUUGCUAUAGCCUUUGCCACCACUCUAUGCCAUGGUGAAGACCUCACCACCAAGAGAUAUGGCCAGAGAGCCAUGCGCCCGCACCUUGUUUAUUGCCUGGAGUCUUCAAGGAUGACCGAGUUCCCAACAACUAAUGAUACAGUUGAGCUUGUUCAUCCUGUGGUAGGCAAAAAUGUACCUAUUUACUGCACAUGCCAAUUGCAUAACAACAAUGCUGCUUAUGUCAAGUGUUGUGGAUGCUGUGAGUGGUACCAUCCAGAUUUUGCUAAUAUCCCUGAAUCUGCAUUCCAUCCAACAACAAAAUGGUUGUGCUUUGAAUGCAACCAGAAAAACACAAACACUUAUUAAACUCAUGUGAUAUCAAAACAAGUCUUCCUGUUGUGAGCCAAAACCUUUACCCUCUUUACAGUAGAUGAAGCAAUUCUUUCAGGAAACCUUAUAUUACAUUAAUAUAAAAUAAUAAUUACACCUGUAACAAAGUAUAUUGAUUAGGUUAUUGUGGCUGUACAAGAAAUAUUGUGUAAAUUUAAAACUUGACAUACAUUGAAAGCUUCUUUCUCUGGUUUGAUCAGUUCAAUAAACAGCAGAGACAGAACUUUUUUUCUCAGCUGUUACAAAAAAAAAUAAUAACUUAGAGAUGGAAAAAUUGCCAAUUUUUACAACUUCCAAGGAUGUAAGGAAGAAAUUGGAUGUGAAUUUUAAGCCUUAGGAGAAUCUCUUCUCUUUGAUGAAUCCUUUUGGAGGAAAAAAAUUGUUUAUUUAUCACAAACAAUGAGUCACAUGCCUGUGGCUAAUGAACAGUCAAGCCAGAAAAAACAAAAUUAAUACAAGGUCAUGCAAAAAGAAACCACCACAACUUGGCAUACUAACAGAUUGUUGUAUCCCUCCUUUUGUUAGUGGCACUGGUGAUUCGUGAUUCUUAGUUAUUUUGAAUAACUUUUGUAUGUGAAUUCUAUCAAUCAUGUGUUGGAUGGUUUCAUGUAUAGGCAAGCAAUGAGCAAAACACCCAUGUCCAUUAUACUUUUACAAUGUAAACCAUUGAAUAAAAGAUUUACUAUCCAACUAGAUAAAAUCACAUCAUGUUUGCUUUGUCUAGUCCUUGCAUGCUGUUGUCUGCAGUCAUUGUGUGUGCUUUGUCCUCCUUCAAUGGCAGAAAAAAAUUGGGCCAUCACAUUUAAUAGCUACACCCUCUUCCUGGUUGACAACAUAUAAUAAACUUCCUUCUUACUCCUGAGGAAUUCUAUUAGACUGCAUUCACCCGGGAGACUUCCUUAAGAUAUGAAUUUACCCCUGAGGAACUUACUGAACAGUACUUUUUUUCCUAAUAAAAUUCCAUGAAUUCUUUGUUUACCCUAAAUAACUCCAAUGUUUAAGACUAUUCCCCAAGGAUUUCCAAAACUAUUACAACACCCCUAGAGAAUUCCAUUGAUCUUUGCUCACUUCAAACUGGGAUUGUACAUUGCAAUACAGAAUUUGCACAUUCUCUUGGUAGUCACUUAGUAUGGUGAAAUGACAUAAGAUUGGAAUAACAGUUAAUGUUGUCAAAGAAGAGGAGUCCCGGCCAACACUGGCAAAAAUAAAUAAGAAUAAGCAAAAAAAUAAUAAUAAUUAAGUAUUAUAAUCCAUUGUAUGGGCCUUGUGACCUCUGAAUAGGAAUUCUCUUAACAAUCUCUUAUCCUGCAACAACAGCUUGAUGUCUUUUUUAUUAUUGUUAUCAUAUUUUUAAACAAAAGAAAAAACGUUGAAACUAGAGGUACCUUUCAUCUAUGUGACGUGAACAUAGAUCACAGGGCCCAUUGUCAAUUAAUUGCAAAGCUUGAUCAGCAGUUACUAUGAAUCGAAUUUUCUACGAAUUCAGUAGAACUGCAACUGACCAAGCAACGUUUUAAAACUCACCUUAAUUCAACUCGAGGGAAGAGAUAAUUGUAGCCUCUGCACACGUACUGUAUAUCAAAAGAGCUCAUGAUUUUAAUAAUUGUUCACGUACGAAGAUCAGCUAAGAUCCAUUCGGAAAAAUUUUCGGCGAUCGUAUAACUCGGUCCCAGUCUCUGGAUCGAGGAAGGGCCCUCUCGUCUAUCCCUUCAAGUGACUAAAUGUUUAGGGUGUAUAUAUAAAUGCGAAAUUUGCAAUAAAUUCACACUGUAGUUAUAAGAAAAAUUUAGCCAUAAAGUCACUUUGUAUAUUCUACAAACCGAGAAUUUAGCCAUUAAUUAACGGCUAAAUAUUUUCCUUUUUAUAGAAAUUAUUUAGCCAUUAAUUAACGGCUAAACAUUUCCUCUAUAUAUGUAGUAAGUGAAAAUUAGCCAUUAAAUAACGGCUAAAUAUUCCUCCUAUAUAUAUGUAGAGUAGGUAAAAUUUAGCCAUUAAUUAACGGCUAAACAUUUCCUAUAUAUAAGGAGGUUACACUUAGCCAUCAUUUAACGGCUAAAUAUUCCUUGUAUGUAAAGAAUGUUAAACUUAGCCAUUAAUCAACGGCUAAAUAUUCCUUUAAUAUUUGUAGAGUAGGUAACAUUUAGCCGUUAAUUAACGGCUAAACAUUUCCUAGAUAUAUGAAGAGAAGGUUAAACUUAGCCAUUAAUUAACGGCUAAACAGUUCCUAGAUAUAUGAAAAGAGGGUUAAACUUAGCCAUUAAUUAACGGCUAAACAUUUCCCAUAUAUAUGGAAAGAAGGUUAAACUUAGCCAUUAAUUAACGGCUAAAAAGUUCCUAGAUAUACGAAAAGAAGGUUAAACUUAGCCAUUAAUUAACGGCUAAACAUUUCGCAUAUAUAUGAAAAGAAGGUUAAACUUAGCCAUUAAUUAACGGCUGAACAUUUUCCAUAUAUAUGGAAAGAAGGUUAAACUUAGCCGUUUAUUAACGGCUAAACAUUUUAUUUUAUAUUUGUGUAGGAAGUUAAACUUAGCCGUUCAUUAACGGCUAAAUAAUUUCACUAUAGGUUAGAGAGAAGGUCAAACUUAGCCGCUAAUUAACGGCUAAAUAAUUCCUUUUUGUUUAUAGAGGUUUAACUUAGCCGUUAAUCAACGGCUAAAUAAUUCCAAUAUAUACCUGAGGCAGGUCAAACUUAAAAAUAUUUCAAAAUAUUUUCAACAUAUAUAGAUAAAGGAGGUCAAACUUAGCCAUAUUCUUUAGGAGGUUCAACUUAGCCAUUAAAUAACGGCUUAUUAUGUACGAACUAUAGGGAUCGCGCGGGGGAGAGGCUGGGGAGGUUCAGUAAUUUGACAUUUCAUUCUAAAUGACCUCAAAAAGAGAACUACGAAAUUUGCCCCUCCCUUCUUACCGGACCCAACAUUAAAAGAACUGCUCCGCGGUUGGUUCUUUAAGCCGUUAAUUGAUUCGGCCAAAAUGGGCUGUUUAUGCUAGGACGUUACUCUCGCUCACAGCCGUUUUUUGUCUCUUCAUUCAAAAUGGCUGUGAGGGAAGAUCAAAGGAGAAAGAACGUCAGAAGCCAAUAAAACCAGGAGAAGGCCAUGGGCAAACGACCUUUGUUGUGUGGUCUAUUCGGUUUUUAGUAAGGUUGGUAGAGAAGGGGGGCUUUUGCCAGGAAAGAAAAGUUUCAAUUUGGAAAGAAAUGCGAAGCCAAAUCAUGGAAUGACAUGGAAAUUAUCCCUCCUCCCCGGGAAUUUGUGGGGCGUUUGUUUGUUUGUUUUUUUUUUGUUUUCAGAACCACUGCAAUUGCCCUACGGUAGAGGCUGGCGGCCGGGAAUUCAUACAAAGACCUCACGGUGGGGCUGAGAUA
Molecule: messenger RNA, 3868 nt
Organism: Porites lobata
Lineage: Eukaryota; Metazoa; Cnidaria; Anthozoa; Scleractinia; Poritidae
Source: the annotation of a GenBank genome assembly